Cryptomeria japonica (Japanese cedar) is the source of this 996-nucleotide messenger RNA. RefSeq lists its product as uncharacterized. Gene Ontology annotation, molecular function: aspartic-type endopeptidase activity. NCBI's taxonomy places the organism in Eukaryota, Viridiplantae, Streptophyta, Pinopsida, Cupressales, Cupressaceae. The record is from RefSeq and is a predicted model, not a curated record. The transcript has 5 exons. Bases 1 to 996 code for a protein of 331 amino acids. Gene Ontology annotation, biological process: proteolysis.
AUGACGACAUCGUACAACACGGCUGCUUAUAAAUGCAAAAUGGUCUACUGUGCGCAGGGUCGAAUGACUGUGAUUCGUGAUCGUAGUGCCCAUAAUCUUCUCCCUUUUGAUCAGUCAUGCUGGGGAAAUUUCACCACUAAAAAUCGUCGAACUCUUCUAUUUGCUUUUCACCAUCACUGCUAUUAUAAACCAUAUACACAAACGACUCGUCUACGUAUUCUUCUGUUGGCCGUCGCCAUUGCCUCCAUUUUCUGUCAAUUGCCGGCAAAUGCUCUUUCCCCAAAAGUUCUGGUCGCGCCAAUCGCAAAGGACGCCAAAACCCUGCGCUACACCGUCGAAAUUUUGCAGAAAACCCCUGUGCAGAAGCAACAUUUAAUGCUCGAUCUCAUAACCGACUACUCCAUCCUUCGCUGCUCAGCAAAAGUCUACAAAUCCUCCACAUAUUCUCCAGUCCCCUGCAGCGAAACCCUUUGCAAGUCAUACGAAUAUUCCCUGACGGCCGUCAGCUGCCAAGGCAACGGGGCUUGCCGGUAUGACGACGUCGUCGCUGGCACUUCCGCAUCACUCGGCAUUUCAUGGGAGUUCGCCAUUUGCUUGCCUUCGACUGCCAACUCACCCGGCACGCUCUUCUUCGGCAACAAGCCCUAUGUUUUUCUACGAGAAAUCGUGGCUCCAUUUGACAUGUGCUUUAACACUGCUGGUGUGGCGUCCACCCACGUGGAGCCUGCCGUACCAACUAUUGACCUCGUGCUGCAGAACAAUUGUACGUGGAGGAUCUUUGGUGCCAACUCGAUGGUCCAGGUCAGUGAUAAAGUGAUGUGUUUGGGGUUUGUUGAUGGGGGUGAAGAUCCCGUCACCACCAUUGUAAUCAGGACAUAUCAGAUGGAGGGCAAUUUUCACCACUUUGAUAUUGCCACGUCAUCGUUGGGUUUCUCGUCUUCCCUGCUCUUUCAGCAGACCACCUGCUCUAACUUUAAUUUCACAUUUUCUAGAUGA